CUUGGGACUUUGGUCCAAACUACAGCCUCAUAGACAUUCUGCAGGAUUGUUGUUGAAAAUGAAUCGAGCUGCCUGUCAGUGAAAUAACAGCAGUAGGUGCAUAAACGGGGGCACCAUCUAACCAGCAUGGCUCAAAAGCUGAUGAUAAUCGACACAGACUGUGGAAUAGACGAUGCUCUGGCUAUUAUAGUUGCCCUCGCAGCUCCCAACGUGAAGAUAUUGGGUAUCACCUGCUGUUUCGGGAAUGCUGAUGUGGAUAACGUAUGUCAAAACGUGCUGCGGGUACUGUCGGUCUGUGGACAAUCGCAGAUUCCAGUCUUCAAAGGGUCUGCUGGGCCUUUAGUUGGAGCUGUGAAGUCUUUAAAAGAUCACUUUGGCACAGAUGGGCUGGGAGAUGUUUUGGAGAACAGAGAUUCAGAGAUUUGGAAAUUGCAGAUACAAAAUGAGCAAGCUGUUCAGGCCAUGAUAAGACUGAUAAAUGAAAACCAGGGAGAGGUGUCCCUCAUAGCUCUUGGUCCGUUGACUAACUUGGCUUUGGCUGUAAGAUUAGAUCCCGGUCUGCCUCAAAAACUGAAGGAUCUGUACAUUAUGGGUGGUAAUAUGGAAGGCAAGGGAAAUGUGACACCAGGGGCAGAAUUUAAUUUUGGAAUGGAUGCAGAAUCAGCAUACGUAGUUUUGGAGGAAUAUACCUGCAAAACACACAUUGCAACCUGGGAGUUUACUUGCAAAAGCAAAUUAUCUUGGGAGUUUUUUGAUGAGCUGGUGAAUCAGGAUACAUCAGCUGCUCGAUUCAUGAAGAAGAUAACCUCGAAGUGCUGGGCCUUCUCUAGAGACUUUGGCAUCAACAAAAAAGAUGUCUUUUUUGGGAAAGGGUUUGUGCCCUAUGAUGCUUAUGCUGUUGCGGCUUGUGUAGACAGCAGUGUGAUUACAGAGAGUUUUGAAAGUGCUGUACGUGUGGAGAGGCAAGGCGAACUGGCACGAGGCAUGCUGAUUUUGGAUCCAUCCAAUACAUUGAACAAGGACCAUCGUGUUUUUUUGAUGACGAAAUGUGACCACCUAAAGUUUGGCUUGAUGCUUAAAAAAUCUUUACAGUUAGCAUAGAAAGAUGUGGAAAAUCUAUGAAUAAUAUCUGUGGGACUUAAGGUUGUAUUUGGUAUCCCAAAUUCUGUUCACCGUGUUGAGAAAUAAAACAAGUCAAUAUUCCAGCCUGAUAUGUUUAUUUCAACCAAUGUGACCAAUCUUUCACUCUCGAAGUGACAAAUGAAUGAUGCACAGAAGAACAUAUUUCAUUUUCUUUGAGCUCCCUCAAAUUAAAAGUCAAUUUUAGCAAAUAAAGCUUUUCACUUUAAGCGGUGGCCAAUUAAAACUAAAUAAAA
Messenger RNA from Paramisgurnus dabryanus, 1376 nucleotides. The record is from RefSeq and is a predicted model, not a curated record. NCBI's taxonomy places the organism in Eukaryota, Metazoa, Chordata, Actinopteri, Cypriniformes, Cobitidae.